This is a messenger RNA of Dioscorea cayenensis subsp. rotundata (Guinea yam), 2136 nucleotides long. Its product is annotated as probable sugar phosphate/phosphate translocator At1g48230. The record is from RefSeq and is a predicted model, not a curated record. Gene Ontology annotation, cellular component: endosome; Golgi apparatus; trans-Golgi network. Gene Ontology annotation, molecular function: antiporter activity. NCBI's taxonomy places the organism in Eukaryota, Viridiplantae, Streptophyta, Magnoliopsida, Dioscoreales, Dioscoreaceae.
UCCUACAAAGCUGGGGAUGAACUAGUUUCACUGUGGAUCUCGUUUCUUCACCGACUUCGCGAACUCUUAUUCGUUUUCUCUUUCUCUCUCUCUCGAGCUCGCCUGAAUGAUCCUCGCCGGCAACCAAUUGGAACCCUAAUUCCUCACCGAUUCCAAGAUCUCCUCCGUUUCAUUGCCUCUCGCAAAGCCUAGAUCCGUCCCCGGAUCUCAUCGUCUGGCGGCGGCUGUUUGAUUUCUCGUCACGAAGCCUGAUUCGCUUGUUUUCGUGGUUUGGAUACUGCUUGAUCAUGAGUUUUGCGCAUUGUGGAUGAUGCUGCGGGUUGUUUGUGAAGAGAUGGUUGUGGAUCCCUCGCGGAAUGCGAAAUCUUCGUCUUUGUAGUUGUUGGAGAGUUGGGAUCUGAGGCUUGAGAUCCAAGGCUUGUCGAGAAGGAGGAGCUGGCGAGAUGAUCAUCAACAAACAGCUUCUGUUGACUUAUCUCUAUCUGCUCAUUUACAUAUGUCUGUCCUCUGGUGUCAUUUUGUACAACAAGUGGGUCCUCUCACCAAAAUAUUUUAAAUUUCCCUAUCCUAUUACACUGACCAUGAUUCACAUGGGAUUUUCUGCUGCAGUAGCGGUAAUUUUGGUUCGUGUUUUAAAGGUUGUAGCCCCUGUGAAGAUGACUUUUCAAAUAUAUAUGACAUGUGUGGUUCCAAUUAGUGCCUUCUUUGCAUCAAGCCUUUGGUUUGGUAACACCGCUUACUUGUAUAUUUCUGUUGCUUUUAUACAGAUGCUUAAGGCCCUGAUGCCUGUGGCAACAUUCCUCAUGGCUGUUAUAUGUGGUACUGACAAACUUAGUUGGGCUGUGUUCAUGAACAUGCUGCUUGUCAGUGUUGGUGUUGUAAUUUCUUCGUAUGGAGAAAUUCAUUUCAACAUUAUUGGAACACUUUACCAGGUGACGGGAAUAUUGGCUGAAGCUCUUAGGCUUGUCUUAACUCAAGUUCUCCUUCAGAAAAAGGGAUUAGCUUUAAAUCCCAUCACUAGUCUAUAUUACAUUGCCCCCUGCAGUUGCUUCUUUCUAUUUGUACCCUGGUAUUUGCUGGAGAAGCCGGGGAUGGAUCCCUCACAGAUAACAUUCAAUUUUUGGAUAUUUUUCUCUAAUGCCGUUUGUGCAUUAGCCUUGAACUUUUCUAUUUUCCUAGUCAUUGGAAGAACUGGUGCAGUCACCAUACGUGUUGCCGGAGUUUUGAAGGAUUGGAUACUGAUUGCUCUUUCAACAGUUAUAUUUCCUGAAUCAGCUAUCACUGGUCUUAAUAUCAUCGGCUAUGCCAUUGCUCUUUGUGGAGUUGUGAUGUACAACUAUUUGAAGGUCAAGGAUGUCCGUGCGUCAGAUCAACUUCCAGUGGAAAAUAUUCCCGAAAGAGCAGUAAAGGAUUGGAAACUAGAUAAGAAAUCAUCUGACAUAUACAACGACGAUGACAAUAAAGUCGGUAACAACACUGGAAAUAUCAGUGGAAGCGCUCAUUCAGAAGUAAUCACAGAUGAAGAAGCACCUCUGCUUCCAUCUUCAAAGCUUUCAUACAUCGGCCGGACUCAACUCAGCAGCCACAACGCGUAACCAUGAAUGAAGAUUCUUUUCGUUCCUAUGUUCUCCCAAGUAGUUUUCAGAGCUCACUGGAUUUCAAGCCUGGUUCUACAAGAGAUCCCAUUUUUGGCAGAGAAAAAAUUCAAUGCCUUUGUCUUGCUCCUCCAGGUUCAUCCAUUUCCAACACUGAAACUCUUGAUAUACUAUACAUAAUGAUUCAUUGUAGAAGUUUAGAUUCUAUAAUUUCUCUUCUUUCCUUUCAUGAAAUUUUCAUAUAGCAUUUUUUUUGUUUGCAUAGGCCAAUUACUUAGCCAAACAAUUAUGGAUUUGGAUUAUUAUUAUUAUUAUUAUUAUUUUGACUAUUUGCUGAGGUCAACGCAAAGUCAAAGGGAUGACCACCGACACAAUCUUAAUCACAUUUUUAUAUGUCACGAUUGUUGUAAGCCUCUGAAAUUUAGUCGGUGGAUCUAGGAAAUUAAUAAGCAAGUUAGAAGGACAUGGUCAAGGACAAAGUUUUGGUGAACCUUGAAUUAUAGAUUGGGGUUGAGGCUGACGUGGAUUUUGUUGGAUUAAA